UCAGACACGAUGUCUUUCAAUGAGACUGAGAAUAUUCUUCUGUGUUAUCCUUUACAUCCAGACUCUUGUCCUAGAACUCAUCGUCUUACUGGAGUUAAAAUGGCAAUGUACACUUUCAUGUUACUCAUGAUCCUCACAACAGUUUUUGGGAAUUUGCUGAUCAUCAUCUCCAUCUCUCACUUCAAACAGCUUCAGUCUCCAACUCAUCUGAUCGUUCGGUCUCUUGCUGCCAGCGACUGUCUGCUGGGUUCACUGGUGAUGCCCUACAGUAUGGUGCGAUCUGUCGAGGGCUGCUGGUUUUUAGGAAAUGUUGUUUGUAAAGUGCAUUCUAGUUUGGACAUGACCUUCUGUAUCUCUUCUUUGAUACAUCUUAGUUUAAUAUCUAUUGAAAGGUACAUGGCCAUCUGUGACCCUCUGAGGUACAAAAUGAGAAUAACAAACAGAACUGUGACUGUAUUUACCACCUUCACGUGGCUCUUUUCAUUUGUGUACAGUUUUAGCAUCGUGUUUUCAGGGGUGAAUGCUGUUGGUAUGGAGAUGCUUAUUUUGCAAAUGUCCUGUGUGGGAAGCUGUGUUCUGUUUUUUAACAGACAGUGGGGUCUUAUUUGUCCCAUUCUCACAUUCUUUCUUCCCGGGACUAUCAUGAGCUGUCUGUAUAUGAAGAUUUUUCAUGUGGCAAGAAAACACGCAAGAGUUAUGUCAGAAAGAGCGACUGUGGGGAUAACAGGGGGACUGAAAAAUCAAAGCUCUGCUCAUAGAGAAAGAAAAGCAGCUACAACUCUGACCAUUGUCAUGGGUGUGUUUUUGCUCUGUUGGUUGCCCUAUUUUACUGUUACUGUUAUCGGUCCGUUUCUCAGUUUUGUGACCCCAGCUGAUGUUUUUGAAGUUUUAGUUUGGUUUGCAUAUUUUAAUUCCACUUGUAAUCCUUUGAUCUAUGGAUUUUUCUAUCCUCGGUUUCAAAAGGCCUUUAAGACUCUAAUAUCCACUUAUAUCUGUGGAUUCAAGAACUCAGUCAGUUUGGUAUUUGAAUAA
Misgurnus anguillicaudatus (oriental weatherfish) is the source of this 1032-nucleotide messenger RNA. Lineage: Eukaryota; Metazoa; Chordata; Actinopteri; Cypriniformes; Cobitidae. The record is from RefSeq and is a predicted model, not a curated record.